CACCUGGGUAGUGUUCCAAGAACAUGGUUAAAUGAUAAACCUAGUUAACCUACAGGAAGUGGUAAACCUGCUGAUAGACUGUCCACAGAUGCCAUUUAGCUCAGAAAAUAAGCACUCCAGGCUCUUCUAUUAGAUGAUUUACCACUACCUCAGGGUUAACUUAAGAUGGAUUAUGAGCCAGGUUCUUGGAAAACUAGGGUGUAUUGAUCUGUGUAUUUGUGUGACUUAUCUGCUCAUUUUUCACAUGAUUUUCUGUAGGCCUUUUGUCUUGCCACAAUCUGCUCUUUCCAUAUUCAUUAAAUUAAAUAAUCUUUCCUCGGAGCAAGAUAUAUUUUUGUACACAAAACUUCAUUUGGAAGCAAUAAGGUCAAUAAGGCAGCAUUAACAAGGCCUGGAUCAUUGGUGUCAGUGAUGCAGUAUUUUAGCAAACCCCACCCCUUUGUGAUGUCUGCUAUUAUUUCCGUCGCCUUUUCCUCUGCCCCCUAAGUAUCCAACGACACGAGAGCUGUCAGCUGUCACUAAGCACAUGUGGUGGCUAAAGUGCUCUGCUGCUGAAAAUAGAAAUUGAGCAGGCCAAAACUGGAUGGGGGACACACACUGCUAAGUGAAGACUUCUUGAAGGCACAGAACGCAGAAAACAAUUUCAUGAAAGUGGCCACAGGAGCCCUGCUUUCCUUAUCGGCUUCAGAAUGGAUGAGCCAGACCGAUUGAGUCACGCCUCUAGUGUGGUGACCAUUUACUCGUUCCCUUUGAGGGCUCAGACAGGUGAUGAGAAGGUUCAGACGUUUGGUAAACGGUGUUACGCUGUGAAGCGAGAUCCUAACUACCCAGUGGUGAUCAGAGGCUGGCUCUAUAAAAAGGAUAGCUCUGGACUGAAGCUUUGGAAAAGACGGUGGUUUGUUCUGUCGGAGUACUGCUUAUUUUACUAUAAAGACAGCAGAGAGGAGACUGUUUUGGGCAGCAUCCCCCUGCCAAGUUACAGCGUUCUCUUCUGCACUCCAAGAGAAUGCAAGAACCGCAAGUACACAUUCAAAGUUGCACAUCAAGGGAUGCGCACGUACGUCUUCAGUGCAGACACGCAAGAGGACAUGUUGGGCUGGGUGAGAGCCAUCAGCCAGUCAGCAACCAUGGAUACGGACUCCACCAUUAAUAAAAGGUGCAGUAGUUACCAAGACUUGACCAAGGCGGACAGCACUGAGUUCAUGCAUAUCCAUCACAGUACACCUCCAAGAAAUGUUCAAGCCAGUAAGCACAUGGACAUAGCUCAACCUCAGAGGGAGGCAGCAGAAUCAUCUGCAGAGAAACGAGGGAACAAGACAGUUGAACGGAGUGCGUCAUUGUCAAACCAAAAGCACAUUGAUGAGCGCCCCCCGUUGCCCCUUCUCUCUAUUCCUCCAUUUCACCCGUCCUUCACACAAUCCCUGCUGUGCUCCAGAGGCCCGUCAGACCUGCGGCCCCACACGCCAGCUGGGAGAGUUGAUAUCAGACCCCAUGACCUGCCACCAUUACCACCAUCCAACAAGGGGUCUGCCAUCCAGCAUAUGUCAGCCAAGGCCCUGUCAAAUCCAGCUACCCCGCACUGCCAGUCCCCUCACAGCCAUUCAUAUUCUGAGAGGUACGAUGCUCUUCAAGGGAGCGAGACCCAGCCCAGCCGAGUCCUUGAGAACCAUGUUGAUGUAUGUAAGGCACAUACUGUUGUCUUGACAAAACUCUGCGGAUGUGAUAAACAGCUUCAGUCCCUUUGUGCAGAACUAUCGCAGUUGCAAGUAGAAAAAGACAAUCUCCAGGCUGCUCUUGAAGUUAGCCACAUGCAGUGGCAGGAACCCAAGUGUACGGAAGCCCAAAUGACCCAAAAAGCCUUACUGCAAGAGGAGCUGGUCACCAUUAGAGCCAGAAUAUGUGAUGUGCUAACGGACAUGGACUGUGUGUGGUGUCAGUAUGAGAGGAUGGAAUCUGAACUGACAGUGUUCCGCUCUCAGCUUCAGCACAUAUGCCACUAUGGCUUGCACCAGGAGCAGCAUACAGUUCAGAAGCAACUUUGGAUGAUGGAGGACAUUCUCUGUGGCCUAAGAAGUAACAGGAAUCACUACAGGCUUGUGUUAGGCCUACAAGACGAGCCAAGUGCAGACAUUAUAGGACACAAUUUGGUGGCCAGGUGUGAAUCCCAGAGCCAUAGCAAAUCAUUUCCCAGCUCACCAGAGCAGAAACUGCAUGACUGGAAUCAAGAUUACAGAGUACAUACCUGGUCACCAACAGAUCCAGCUGUAAAUAUGACAGGACUAAACAACAUCUCUACAAAAGACUACCGAGGUUGGCAAGAACCAGAGAAUGCGAGGGGAACCAAUAUCUACGGUCAGACGUCGGACGUCCCAAAAGAAGUGCCUUAUUCCAAACAUCUGGCUUCUAAAGAAGAAGGAAGCACAGAGUCACAUAAAGCCGCAGCUCUGCCUCUCCGGGUCACGCGGGUGAUCACAGCCACGCUGCCCUCCGCUCUCACUGCACACCGGGUCUCUGUGCAGGACCCUCCAUCUGAACUCCUCAACCCGCUACCAGAACAGAUCCCCCAAACACUUCCUAAAAGGACCCCGAGUAAACCCUUGCGGCUGUCUUCUCAAUACUCCGUACCAGCAAGUGAGGCGGCCGUUCCAAGAUCAGUGCAACUGGCGCGUCAAAGGAGCGAGAUCAUUGGUGCUAAGGCUCCCGAACAAAGCAGACAAUAUUGCACACUAAAAGAAAACACACUCGGUCAGGAGUUGGAUGGAGAUGCACUUUCAAGAGGACUUGAUGAAAACAGAAGAGAGCAGAGAGAAGCUAAACUAAAACGAGUAGAGCGCAUCAGACAGAGAGUUAUCAGAAGUGCAUCAAGGGAGAACCAUGCUCAAAGUGGCCUUCUCCCUCUGACUGAUGUGACUGUCAGAAAACCUGUAAUGCCAGAGACUGAAGAGCUGGCAUUUGAAUGCAGUUCAAAUACCCUCCCCGGUGACCCAAAGGAAACUGAAAACGUGUUUGAGUCUCACGGUGGCUACGCAAAGGGUCAUAAACAUAAAAUCCACAACAACUUUUUAGCUCAUGUAUCAUUCCCAAUUCAGGACACUGCUCUGAUAACGAGUGCUGCCUCCAAAGACAAGUCGUCUCCCUCGUCUACCAAUAACCGAUCUGAAUGGUUCCUUUCAGCCUGUGAGUGGCAGGGAUCGAGGCCAGUAGCAAACCAUGGACUAGAAGCACGCGAUGCAACUGGGAAUGAACUUGAGGCUUUACCACACCGAUUGCACCAGACUCUGGAAAUAUCCUCUAAUAUGAAGUUGAAUAGAAAUGAGAUAGAUGUGUUAGAAGGGAUGUCCAGGUGCAAAGAAAACAGUGAAACUUUACUCAGUGUGGCAUCUGUCAAUCAGGGUGAAAAAGGAGAGACAGGUGAAACAACAUCUGACAUAUUGAAUCCAUCAGAGUUGGGGAUUGCAGCACCAGCAGUACAUUGCAAUUCUGAUGGUUGGAAAAAUAACAUUGAAAAACCAGAAAUGAUAUCGAAAAACCAGGAUAGUAUACUUGCUAACGAUCCAGUGGCACCACCUGUGUCAAAAGAGAAGUGUGUAGCUUGUGAACCUCAAGAGGUAAAUGUGGAGUUGUCUCUCUAUGAGGAGAUACCAUAUGUUUUAUCAUCCUCACAAAGGCAAAAAUCUCCAGAUGAUACUGACCAUGAAUUAAUGACUGAAUGUCCAGAGGGUGAAAUGGCAGUGCUGAACCAUUGUGCAAAUGAGGUCGAAGAUAUUGCCAUUGAAAAAAAUGGGUUGCCACUAAGUGAGAUACUGGUGUGUGUACCUGAUGAAAGCCAAAAUCACAUACAGAUCAAAAUUGACCAAUCUCUUGACAAUGCUACACUACCUGAUGAAGAGAGAGACCACAGCCCUUCAUUUGCCUGGAAGAGAGUCACCAUGGAUAGCACGUGUUUGUAAGAAAGUACCAGAUUUGGCAAAGAAUGUUUUUGUGGAGAACCCUUGGGGAGAUUAGGAAAAUAUACUUUAAGAAUGAUUUAAGAAGAAAUGAUUGCUGACUUCGAGAAGAAAUGAUUGCUACUUUCAAGUCUUGUAAAAUACAAUGCAUUUUUUUUCUUUUUUUAAAACUUUUUUUGUGGUUGAGAAACGGAGGGUAAGAUAAUCUAUUUAUGAGAUUUUGUGAGAAAUGAUAGCCAUUACAAUGCCCAGUUAACUAUUUACUUAAAAUGGCUUGUGCUUAAAAAUAAUUGUUUGUACAUGAGGCAUUAAUGAUAGAUUCACCAAUUUUACCGGGGCAUUUGGUCAAACUAAUUGAACUAAAUAAACCUGAAAUUCUAAUUUAAUUAUUGUAGGUCAAUAAGGUGUAACAAUCAUAUUUAUAUAGCAUCAUUCAAAAUAAUAUGUGUGUGAUAUUGGUUUGAGUAGCAGAUGAGCGUGAGUAGCAAACAACAAAAAAUAAAAGUUACUGCACACUACCUACUAGAAUGUACUUUAUUGUAUUGUGUCUUGAGGGAUUAAGGUUGUUACUAAUUGUCCCUUACGUCUUCAUAGUAAUCAUAUGACAGGGAUAUACUAUAUGUAUACAUGCAAUAUUUUGGUCAGUGAUGGGCUACAAUCAACUUUGGUAUGGACUGUUUUAUCUUAUUUUUCUUGUGAAUGAUGAUGCCCUUCAGUGCUACCUAGAUGAUUAGGUAUUUCAAAGUCAUCAAGCCAGUCUUGACUUGCAAAUGCUGAAUGUAAAAACACAGUAAGAAUAUAUAUCAGAAAACAACUUUGUGUAUCUCCUGGAUGUCUCUUUCACCACCUCUGGUGGACAUUUGAGGUUGUUACUGCGGGGCCUUAUUUACUGCCCUCUCCAGAGUUUUAGGCAGGAAAUGUUCUCUGUACAGGCAGUUGCAUAAUAAGACACCUUCUGUCCUUUAAAAAGUAUAUCCUGAAAAGUGGUUAUAAAAUAAAACCUAUGAGUGAAUCGAACGGUUGUUUUUUGUUAGCUUGUAGAAAGGCAUUGCAACCCACAAAGCCUUUAUAUGUAUAUUGCAUAUAAUCUGGCACAAAAGUUUGAAUUAGCAACAAAGUCAUACACUAAUUUCAGACUGACUGCAGAGUAUG
Engraulis encrasicolus (European anchovy) is the source of this 5099-nucleotide messenger RNA. RefSeq lists its product as uncharacterized. Bases 690 to 3950 code for a protein of 1086 amino acids. The transcript has 21 exons. Lineage: Eukaryota; Metazoa; Chordata; Actinopteri; Clupeiformes; Engraulidae. The record is from RefSeq and is a predicted model, not a curated record.